This is a messenger RNA of Lodderomyces orthopsilosis Co 90-125, 2004 nucleotides long. RefSeq lists its product as uncharacterized. Lineage: Eukaryota; Fungi; Ascomycota; Pichiomycetes; Serinales; Debaryomycetaceae. The record is from RefSeq and is a predicted model, not a curated record. Bases 1 to 2004 code for a protein of 667 amino acids. The transcript has a single exon.
AUGUCCAAAUUAAAUGUCCAUUUCAACAUAUUUAGUAACCUGUCCUCAUCAAUUGAUCAAGAUGUUGAUGUGAAAAGUAACAAUUCUUCAACAACUGGUGUAAAAAGAGCUGAUGAUAACCAAAAACAGCAACAAACACAGCCACACGAACAAAAACAACAACAAAACCUAAGCGAAAGAGAUGCUACUGCUACAAAGUCAACGUCAGAUGUGUCAGAACAGCCUACCAAUUCCACUGCUGCAUCUCAUCCUCACAAUGAGGAUGGUAAAACCAAUCAAAAACUGACUUCUCCAGGACAUCGAACCACAUACCAUUUCCAUCUACCAGGACAUAAAGCAUCAUCAAUGUCGCCACCACCGCAACCAUCAUUGGAUAGUGGAGCCACUUCUAGCGCAACUACUGCAACUGCAGAAGCUACUGCGACAAAUGUGUUAAACACCGUCCAGUUUACCCACUCGUCAACCCCGACUUUACAACAACCACAACCUCAAUCAUCUAGAUCACAACAGAAACCACAACGUCAACAACAUUCCUCUGGACCUUCUCCUACCAGGGAUGAAAGGUUCCACAAACUUGUCAAGAAAACAAUCAACAAGUUGAAAUUGUCUCCUGCUGUACCGACUGUUGCUCCUUUGAGUCCAGACUCACUUGACAGCAAAAGACAACAACUGCCACCACAGGAGCUGCAGCUGCAUUCACAGCAAUCAACCAAUCAAGGUCAAUCACCUUCUCAAGGUCAAUCACCUUCUCAAGGUCAAUACCAACAUCAUCAUCAUCAUCAUCUUUCAACCCCACUUACCCGUUCACGUUACAACUCAGUUGCUUCCUGUAACUCAUCCUCCAGUGAUAUCUUUGAAAGAUCUGUCACCAAUGGUAACCCACUUUCCAAUUUUGCCAACCCAGAAACACCAUUCCAUCAUAAUAUAGAAAACUAUACUAGUCCAAUUUUAGAUACAACUGCAGAAAUUUUGGUUAAUCCAAAUAUCCAAUUAGAACAAGUGAAGUUAAAUUGUUACUGUGAUGAUGAUAUCACAUCAUUGCCAUCGUGUGACUCUUUUAAGGGCAGGGACUCCUAUUUCAGUCCAAAUUACAAUAAUGGAAAUGGUGGUGGUACUGACAAAUGUAGCAAUGUCGACUGUAAAUCUAAACCAAAUAACCAAUCGACUCUGAGUUUGUCCUCAGCUCCAGCUCCUAUUCCAGGUUCAAACGUUAUCUCACCAACAUUGAGACCAAGAGCAAGAAGUAUCAUUUCACAACUGAUUAUUUCAACUUUGGAUAAUUCUAAACACAGCAACAGUAAUAAUACUUCCACCACUAGUGGCAACUCCCAUCUUACUAAAGUCAAAUCUUCAACUGCCACUACGGGACUUUCAAGGCCUCAUUUGAGCAAUUUAAGAUCAUCUAGUUUUGCUGGUAAUACUAGUCUUUUGCGUAAUAAAUACAAUCAUGACCUGGCAUCCAGUGCAACAAAUACUACCAAUGCUGGAAAAUCUGUAAUUAUUACUAGACAAUCUUCACCUAGGUUAGCUAGUUUGGUGACGAGAUCGCAAUCAGGUGCUAACUUGGCAACAUCGCCAACAUCAAACAAUUCAUCAACAAAAGCAAAACCAACGGCUACCGAAGCAAAAUAUGUUCAUUCACCUUCGAAUAAUCAACAUCAAUCAAUGAAUCAACCUCCCGUUAUUGAUUUUUAUUCAUUUGCUGAUAUGUGUACUCAUGAAGAUGAAGAGCUAGCACAAGGCGUAGCAGAGGAAGACGAAGGGAGAGAAAAAUAUGGUGGCAAUGGAAGUACUGAUGAUGAUGAAGAAGAAGGAAUUGAUCCAUUAGAUGAAACCAAUAUUCAGGAAUUUGGUUUUAAUAGUAUUAGCAGUAGUGGAAGUGGCAUGAUUAGUGGUCGUGAUGGAUCUAUUUCGACUGGCGGUACAAUGUUUACCAGAGAUGUGCCUUUAAGGAGAGGUAGCUAUGCUACAAUCAAUGCUAAAGAUUAUAUAGGUGUUUUAUAA